Venustampulla echinocandica is the source of this 684-nucleotide messenger RNA. RefSeq names its product Subunit IV of cytochrome c oxidase. The transcript has 4 exons. Gene Ontology annotation, biological process: mitochondrial electron transport, cytochrome c to oxygen. Lineage: Eukaryota; Fungi; Ascomycota; Leotiomycetes; Helotiales; Pleuroascaceae. The coding region runs from base 1 to 684 and encodes 227 amino acids. Gene Ontology annotation, cellular component: mitochondrial envelope. The record is from RefSeq and is a predicted model, not a curated record.
AUGUUCCUCCAGCGCACAGCAGUGACAGCUGCCCGCCGGGCAGCAGCAAGCCCAAUUGCCAGGCGCAGCUUCGCCACCACAUUUGUGCGCCGAGACGCAACUCCCACCCCCACACCAGCAACCGGCUCCAAUGAUGGCAAGAUUAAGAAAUUCAACGAAAUCAAGAGCGAGGCCGAUUUGAUCGGCCCUGGAGCUGCACCGGGAACUAUACCCACCGACCUCGAGCAAGCGACUGGUUUGGACCGAUUGGAGAUUCUGGGGAAGAUGCAGGGCAUUGAUGUCUUCGAUAUGAAGCCAUUGGAUGCAUCUCGCAAAGGUACGAUUCAACCGACAUCAGACCACAAUUCGACUUUUGGGAGAUUGGGAGGGGCAAUUGAUUUAGCUCAAGCAACUGACAGAUUACCUUCUUUAGGGACGCUUGAUAACCCAAUUAUGGUCAAGUCUGCUGGUGAUGAGCAGUAUGCUGGUUGCACUGGUUAUCCCGCCGAUUCCCACGUCACCAUCUGGCUCACGAUGUCUCGUGAGCGCCCAGUCGAACGCUGCCCUGAGUGUGGUAACGUUUUGAAGAUGGAGUAUAUUGGCCCAGAAGAGGAUCCUCAUGCUCAUGACCAUGGUGAUCAUCACCACGCCGCCCCUGAGGAGCCCAAGACUUUUGUUGAUUUCGUUAAGCCAGAAUACCGAUAA